Wallemia mellicola CBS 633.66 is the source of this 2571-nucleotide messenger RNA. Its product is annotated as ARM repeat-containing protein. The transcript is spliced from 4 exons. Gene Ontology annotation, biological process: phosphatidylinositol biosynthetic process; positive regulation of kinase activity. The record is from RefSeq and is a predicted model, not a curated record. Bases 1 to 2424 code for a protein of 807 amino acids. Gene Ontology annotation, cellular component: endosome membrane; fungal-type vacuole membrane; PAS complex. Lineage: Eukaryota; Fungi; Basidiomycota; Wallemiomycetes; Wallemiales; Wallemiaceae.
AUGGACCAUCAGUUGUUAAAAAGUUUAUAUGAUCAAAAGUAUGAGAGAAGGAAAUUCGCUGCUUUAGAAUUAGAGAAAGACUUAUUGAAUUUUUUAAAUAAGAAUGAAUUAAAUAAAAUAAAAUUAAUUAUUGAUCAAUUAUCUAAUAGCUUAAAUAAAGAUAAGCCAAUAAAUAUAAAAAAUGGUGGUCUAAUAGGUUUAGCUGCUGCAGCUAUAGCAUUAAAUGAUAACUUGAAUAAUUAUUUAGAUGUAAUUAUAAACCCAAUCUUGUUAUGCUUCAAUGAUCAAGAUUCUAGGAUUAGAUACUUUGCUUGCGAAUCUAUGUAUAAUAUCGCGAAAGUUUCAAAAUCUAAUUUAUUACCUUACUUUGAUCAAUUAUUUGAAAAUUUAAUCAAGUUAUCUUCAGAUACAGAGAUAUCUGUAAAAAAUGGUUCAGAAUUAUUGGAUAGAUUAUUAAAAGAUAUCAUCAUUGAUAAUGCUAAUCUUAUCAAUUUAGAUAAUUAUUUAACUUUAAUUGAAAAAAGGAUAUACGUCGUUUCUCCUUUCACAAGAAUUUUUUUAAUAUCUUGGUUAACAAUAUUCGAUUCCAUAUCUGACUUGCAAAUUUUGAAUCAUCUUUCUAAAAUUUUGGAUGGUUUGUUUAGAUAUUUAUCAGAUAAUUCUGUUGAUGUUAAAACUUCAAGUCAACAUUUAUUGGAUAGUUUUUUAAACAAAAUAGUAAAAACAAAGUUCAAUCAUUCACAAUUUACAGUUGAUUAUUUAUCAAUCUCAAACAUCUUAAUUAAUCAUUUAAACUCAACUAAUGAAGAAAUUCAAUUAAAUUCCUUUAAUUGGUUAUUAGAGUUAUUGAAUUGUCAAUCAAACUUUCUAGUACCAUCUUUAACUCCAAAACUAAUUCCUUCAAUCUUACCUUUCUUAUCGCAUAAUAAUCAACAAAUUAAUGGUUUGGUUAAAUCUCUAAAUUUCAAAUUAUUCGACGUAAUAAAAAACUUGAAUGAUUUAAAUUCUUUUGAUUUUCAAUUAACCUUAUCUAACUUAACCAUUCAAUUACUGAAUGAUUUAACUGAGACCAGAGUUGCUGCUUUAGAUUGGAUGCUUAUGUUACAAGAAAAGUCUUCGAAUAAAAUUUUCAAUUUGCAAGAUGGUACCUUUCCAGCUUUACUUAAAACUCUUUCGGAUCCCUCAGAACACGUCGUUAAGAGAGAUUUACGUUUAUUAGCACAAGUUUCAAAAUCAUCCUCAUUAGAUUAUUUUAACGCAUUUAUCAAAAAUCUGAUCAAAUUAUUCUCAACUGAUCGUCGCUUACUAGAGAAAAGAGGUUCUCUGAUUAUAAGACAACUGUCUUUAAGUUUAGGGUCCUCCAAAAUUUAUAAUGCUCUAGCUGAUAUUCUUCAAUAUGAAGAUGACCUAGAUUUUGCUAGCUUUUUAGUGCAAAAGUUAACCGUAGUUUUAAUUACUGCGCCAGAGCUAGCAGAUCUUCGGAAACGGUUGAAAUGCUUUGAGUCUAAGGAUGACGAAUUACUGUUUUGCAAAAUUUACAAAUCCUGGUCGCAUAAUGCAAUUUCGAUAUUUACUAUUUGUUUACUCUCACAGCAUUUCGAGCAUGCAAGUGAAUUAUUAUAUAUAAUUUCUGAAUUGGAAGUUACAGUCAAUCUAUUAAUUCAAAUAGAUAAACUAGUUCAAUUAAUAGAGUCCCCUGUUUUUAUUGGUUUACGAUUACAAUUACUUGAACCAGAUAACAACCCUUACCUUUAUAAGUGUUUAUAUGGUCUCUUGAUGUUACUUCCACAAAGUUCAGCAUUCACAACUCUCAAAAAUAGACUAAAUUCAGUUGACUCACAAUUUAAAACACUCACUCUCCAUACUCAAAGAAAACAACUAUCUUCUCCACAACCUUCAACUUUACCAUGGAAUGAGUUGAAAGAUCACUUCAGAUCAAUCCAAUAUCGCCAUGAAGAAGCUAGAACUAUCCAAAUGAUUGAAUCUUAUAGUGUAGAUAAUGAUUUCGAUCAAAAUACUGCAAUUUCUACGUCCAAUUCAGAAAAUCAUGAAGAUCCACAAAAUACAAGAAACGUAUCUUCAUUUACAGACUUUGAUUCUAAAAGUGAUUUCAGUAAACAUCAAUUAAACACUUUGUUACAUAACAGACAAAGUGAUUCAUCAGACUUCUCACCUUCGGCGUCCAUGUCAAGUAUAAAAUCACGCUUUGGUAUCACACCGAUGUCUAACAAAUUAAUUGACAAAAACUCUUUAUCGGAUACAAGUGGUACCAUAACGCCCUACGCUAACACAUCGGGCCCAAGUGUUGCAAAGACAACGUAUGAUCUAGCAAAUGCUGAUUUAAAUUUAAAUGAUACACAAAGAUCACAUACCUCUGGCAGCUCAUCAAAGAACUCAUUAAGAAGACUAAGCGCUGCUUACUGAUUGAAAUUAUAUCAAUGACAUACUUUAUUAAUACCAUUCAGCAUCAUAUUAUUAGUCCACAAAUUUCAUUUCAGUUCAUCAAAAAUGACAAAUCCAUGGACAAAGUAAAACGUUAACUACUAUAAUUUGUCUUAACAUAAAUAAUCG